Messenger RNA from Cicer arietinum (chickpea), 2094 nucleotides. Its product is annotated as protein NRT1/ PTR FAMILY 6.2. NCBI's taxonomy places the organism in Eukaryota, Viridiplantae, Streptophyta, Magnoliopsida, Fabales, Fabaceae. Gene Ontology annotation, biological process: transmembrane transport; oligopeptide transport. The record is from RefSeq and is a predicted model, not a curated record. Gene Ontology annotation, molecular function: transmembrane transporter activity. Gene Ontology annotation, cellular component: membrane.
UGCCUAUAAAUAGAGAACCUUUCACAACAAACCUAAGCAGUGCAUAUACAAGAUCAAGAGUAAAGUUUCUCUGUUAGCUUCUUUCUGCAUUAGCACCUUUGAGUUCUUUUCUUCUUGGAACUUUCAUAACAUGGAGAAGAAAAUGAGUUGGACAAUUGGAGAUGCUGUGGACUAUAAAGGAUUCCCUGCUGACAGGUCUAAAACUGGCGGUUGGGUGACAGCAGCUCUUAUUUUAGGGAUUGAAAUUGUUGAGAGGCUAUCCACAAUGGGAAUUGCAGUGAACUUGGUUACAUAUCUGAUGGGAGUUAUGCAUCUGCCAAGCUCAACUGCAGCUAAUACUGUGACUGAUUUCAUGGGCACAUCAUUUCUCCUUUGUUUGCUUGGAGGUUUUCUAGCAGAUUCCUUCCUUGGAAGAUUUAGGACAAUAGUAAUCUUUGCUGCAAUACAAACACUGGGUACUGCGACAUUAGCAAUCUCAACAAAAUUGCCACAGCUAAGGCCACCACCUUGUCCUGCCAGCAAUGAAAGUUGCAAGCCAGCCAAUGGAAUCCAAAUGGGAAUCUUAUACUUGGCUCUAUACCUUAUUGCACUAGGAACCGGCGGUCUUAAGUCUAGUGUUUCAGGAUUUGGUUCGGAUCAAUUUGAUGAGAAAGAUGAGAAGGAGAAUUCCCAAAGGAAUUAUUUCUUCAACAGGUUUUUCUUCUUCAUCAGUUUGGGAACUCUUGCAGCAGUCACAAUACUUGUUUACAUACAAGAUGAAGUUAGUAGAAGUUGGGCUUAUGGAAUAUGUUCUGUUUCUAUGAUCAUAGCCAUUUUGGUAUUCUUAUCAGGAACAAAAAGAUAUAGAUACAAGAAGAGUUUGGGAAGCCCUAUUGUCCACAUUUUCCAAGUUAUUGUUGCAGCACUAAAGAAGAGGAAGAUGGAACUUCCCUGCAAUGUUGGCUCUUUGUAUGAGGACACUCCUGAGGUUUCAAGAAUAGAGCACACUGAUCAGUUCCGGUUUUUGGAGAAAGCAGCAAUUGUGGUAGAAGGUGAUUUUGAUAAGGACUUAUAUGGUUCUGGUCCAAAUCCAUGGAAGCUAUGCUCAUUGACAAGGGUGGAAGAGGUGAAAAUGAUGGUGAGGCUUCUACCAAUAUGGGCCACAACCAUUAUAUUUUGGACCACAUAUGCACAACUGAUCACAUUUUCAGUUGAACAAGCCUCCACCAUGGAAAGGAAUGUGAGGAGUUUUCAAAUCCCAGCAGGAUCUCUCACAGUCUUCUUUGUGGCAGCAAUACUAAUCACUCUUGCUGUCAAUGAUCGAAUCAUCAUGCCUCUUUGGAAGAAAAUGAAAGGCAAACCAGGUUUCACCAACCUACAAAGGAUUGCCAUUGGACUUCUGUUGUCAACUUUCGGAAUGGCGGCUGCUUCUCUAUGUGAGGUGAAAAGGUUGUCAGUGGCAAAAAGUGUUAAAGGCAACCAAGCAACAAUACCAAUAAGCGUUUUCCUUCUAAUCCCACAAUUCUUCUUGGUUGGUUCUGGUGAAGCAUUCAUAUACACAGGACAACUUGAUUUCUUCAUAACACAAUCACCAAAAGGAAUGAAAACCAUGAGCACAGGUCUCUUCCUCACAACUCUAUCUCUUGGUUUCUUCAUCAGCAGUUUCCUUGUGUCGGUUGUGAAGAAAGUAACUGGGACUAGAGAUGGACAAGGAUGGCUUGCUGACAAUAUAAACAAAGGAAGGCUUGACUUGUUCUUUGCACUUCUUACCAUACUUAGUUUCAUUAAUUUCGUAGCAUUUUUGGUAUGUGCAUUUUGGUACAAGCCUAAGAAAGCUAAGCCAUCAAUGCAAAUGGGAGCAAUCAAUAAUGGUUCCUCAGUUGAGGAGAAGUGUUAAAAGUAUCUUAGGAUUGAGAAUAUGGAUACUUGAGUUUGAUUUUGUACUCUUGGUGUGAUAGUGAAGAAAUAAUGUUUAGAUUGACUUCAAUGUGUAAAAUUGUAACAUAUUGUAUGGUCAUUUUCAAGCCCUUGCUACUUUUUUUUCUCAAUCAGGCUUGCUUUGUAAUGUUUCCUCUAUGUAUAUUAUUAAAGGAUAGUUUCAAUGUAUAAUCGGAA